GUCUCCGCGGCUCCUCUCCUCAGUACGCCCGGGGAGGAGGAGGAGGAGCGGGGCCAGCCGCCGCCGCCGCCGCCGCCGCCGCCGUCCCAGCCUUGCCCAGCGCACCUGAACUCGCCGCGCCGCCCCGGGCCCCCGCGCUGUGCCCCGCGACCUGGGCGCCUGGCCCGCGCGCAGGCUAUCUCGGUGCCCCGGCGGGGCGCGUCCCCCGGGCCGCCUCCCGCUCUCCCGCGGCUCGCGUGGCCGCGCCUUUGUGUGCGGCGAUCGCGGCUCCCGGGCUCCUUGGGCUCCGGUCGCGACGCCCCUCCAGCCCCGAGUCCCGCGCGCCGACCCCGGGCGCCCCCAGUCGGGCGCCCCCGACGGUGGAUCUAGCGGUUGCGAGGAGGCGGGCACCGGCCCCGGCGAGCCCCAGUCCCGGCCCUCGGCCCCGGGCCAGGCUCCGGCAUGGAUGUGAGGUUCUACCCCGCGGCGGCCGGGGACCCCGCCGGCCUGGACUUCGCGCAGUGCCUGGGGUACUACGGCUACAGCAAGUUUGGAAAUAAUAAUAACUACAUGAGCAUGGCAGAAGCCAACAACACAUUCUUUGCUGCCAGCGAGCAGACAUUCCAUACGCCCAGCCUGGGGGACGAGGAGUUUGAAAUCCCACCCAUCACGCCUCCUCCAGAGUCGGACCCCACCCUGGGCAUGCCUGAUGUACUGCUACCCUUUCAAGCUCUCAGUGAUCCACUGCCUUCCCAGGGAAGUGAAUUCACACCCCAGUUUCCUCCUCAAAGCCUGGAUCUUCCUUCUAUUACGAUCUCAAGAAAUCUUGUGGAACAAGAUGGUGUGCUUCAUAGCAGUGGGUUACAUAUGGAUCAGAGCCACACACAAGUCUCUCAGUACCGCCAGGACCCCUCCCUGAUCAUGAGGUCCAUCGUCCACAUGACUGAUGCUGCGCGAUCGGGGAUCAUGCCUCCUGCCCAGCUCACCACCAUCAACCAGUCCCAGCUCAGUGCCCAGCUGGGCUUGAAUUUGGGAGGAGCCAGCAUGCCCCAUACAUCUCCUUCACCUCCAGCAAGCAAAUCGGCCACGCCCUCGCCUUCCAGCUCCAUCAAUGAGGAGGAUGCGGAGGAAGCCAGCAGAGCCAUUGGAGAGAAAAGAGCCGCUCCAGAUUCUGGCAAGAAGCCCAAGACUCCAAAGAAAAAGAAAAAGAAAGAUCCCAAUGAGCCGCAGAAGCCAGUAUCAGCAUAUGCCCUGUUUUUCAGAGACACACAGGCUGCAAUUAAAGGUCAAAACCCCAAUGCAACCUUCGGAGAGGUCUCAAAAAUCGUCGCGUCUAUGUGGGACAGUCUUGGAGAAGAGCAGAAGCAGGUAUAUAAAAGGAAAACAGAAGCUGCCAAAAAGGAAUACCUGAAGGCCCUGGCUGCAUACAGGGCCAGCCUUGUUUCUAAGGCUGCCGCUGAGUCAGCAGAAGCCCAGACCAUUCGUUCUGUUCAGCAGACCCUGGCGUCGACCAAUCUGACUUCCUCCCUCCUUCUCAACACUCCGCUGGCUCAACAUGGAACGGUACCAGCCUCACCUCAGACUCUCUCACAGUCGCUCCCUAGGUCAAUUGCUCCCAAACCCUUAACCAUGAGACUCCCCAUGAACCAGAUUGUCACAUCGGUCACCAUCGCGGCCAACAUGCCCUCGAACAUUGGGGCUCCGCUGAUAAGCUCCAUGGGGACCACCAUGGUUGGCUCAGCAACCUCCACCCAAGUGAGCCCUUCGGUGCAAACCCAACAGCAUCAGAUGCAAUUGCAGCAGCAGCAACAGCAGCAGCAGCAGCAACAGAUGCAACAGAUGCAGCAGCAGCAACUCCAGCAGCACCAAAUGCAUCAGCAGAUCCAGCAGCAGAUGCAGCAGCAGCAUUUUCAGCACCACAUGCAGCAGCACCUGCAGCAGCAGCAGCAGCAGCAGCAUCUCCAGCAGCAAAUCAACCAACAGCAGCUGCAGCAGCAGCUGCAGCAGCACAUCCAGCUGCAGCAGCUGCAACACAUGCAGCACCAGUCUCAGCCUUCUCCCCGGCAGCACUCUCCUGUCACCUCUCAGAUCACAUCCCCCAUCCCUGCCAUCGGGAGCCCCCAGCCGGCCUCUCAGCAGCACCAGUCGCAAAUCCAGUCUCAGACACAGACUCAAGUAUUGUCACAGGUCAGUAUUUUCUGAAGAUGCACGCGGCAGGUGGAUUUGCGUGCGGAGGAGAGCGACACAGGAGGGGAAGGCACACGGGGCUGGAACGAGUAAGCUGGUGUUGGUUAUGCAGAAAUGUGUAACAGAUCAAACGGUCCUCUCAAGCGUCUAUUAGAUAGGCAAUAAGAACUACAGUGUAGCUGGGUACCACCUCUUAGCUGACUAUCAAUCACUUCGUUUUUAAACAAGGAAAGCUGUGCUCUUUUAUGUGAUGCCUUUUUUUAUUUAUUCAGGCUAUACCUACAAUAUGUGAAUCAAACCGUUUAAUGAAUCCUGGGACAUUGCUGAUGACUAUAAACUGGCCUCUCUGAGUCAUAGAAAAUGGCCUUAUUUCUCCAGAAGUGAGUUAACCACACUUCCAGGCUGUUUGAACUUCCGAAGCCCUAAAAAUAAAAUAAAAAUAAAAAGCACAGUUGUAACUACCUGAAAUAUGAAGAUCCAGUUUCAUACAAACAUUUGUAUGAUGUAAAUCGUUGAUGGCAUUUUUUUGUCAUGAAAAAAAAUAAUAAUAAUGUAAAUCACAGACUUUUGCCAAAGCUCUUAUUUUUUUUUCCUAAAUCUCUCCAGAAAAAAAAAUGCAAGAGAUUAAAUUCAAUUAUUGACUCAUUUCCACUUUUUAUCCAGGACUUCUCCAAAUCAAGCCACAGUAUAUGUUGUAACAAUAUCUAUGACCACUGUUAGCCCAUCCUAUUCAUUGCAAUUAGAAGAAAAGAAAUGUGAAAACUAUAUUCCGUGUUUUGAGUGACAAGUUUCGAAAAAUAAAAACACUGUAUUUUUAAAAGGGAAAUGCACUUAAAUGAAAACAGUUAUUACAAAAGUUAAGAUUUAAAAAGAAAAAAAGCAAGAGUUUUUAUUAUGAUGUAAUACCGGUAGAAUAUUUAAAAGGCACACUACAUCUGAAUAAUCAAUGUAAAUAUUUUCUUUCAAAGUUGUAAGUUUUCAUAUCAUGUGUUGUAAAGUUUUCCUAAAUGAGGCUUUAACGUAAACACUGGUGACAUAAACCAUUCAUUGCUACGUUGCUUAUUGUGUUUUUAUGCUGUUUUAUACUUUUUUAUGAGUUACGAUAGCAGCGAUUAAGUUGUUUGUAUUUUGCUUAAACUGAAACAAAAUGCUUUUAUCUUGCUAUAGAAUAAACACAUUUCAGUAAAAACUGUGGACUGUAUUUUGAUGCAACAACGAGGAAACUGUUCACUUUUCAAAUAAAAUGCUAUGUCA
Molecule: messenger RNA, 3420 nt
Organism: Marmota flaviventris (yellow-bellied marmot)
Lineage: Eukaryota; Metazoa; Chordata; Mammalia; Rodentia; Sciuridae
Gene: Tox3
Product: TOX high mobility group box family member 3
Biological process (GO): regulation of transcription by RNA polymerase II
Cellular component (GO): nucleus
Molecular function (GO): chromatin DNA binding
Source: RefSeq, a predicted model, not a curated record